Molecule: messenger RNA, 825 nt
Organism: Scomber scombrus (Atlantic mackerel)
Lineage: Eukaryota; Metazoa; Chordata; Actinopteri; Scombriformes; Scombridae
Gene: bdnf
Product: brain-derived neurotrophic factor
Exons: 1
Coding region: 16-825 (269 amino acids)
Biological process (GO): cell surface receptor protein tyrosine kinase signaling pathway; negative regulation of neuron apoptotic process; neuron projection morphogenesis
Molecular function (GO): nerve growth factor receptor binding; growth factor activity
Source: RefSeq, a predicted model, not a curated record
CAGGUUAGAAGAGUGAUGACCAUCCUGUUCCUUACUAUGGUUAUUUCAUACUUCAGUUGCAUGAGAGCUGCGCCCCUGAGAGACGCCCCGGGUAUGCGGGGCCAUCGGACGGAAGGCUACUUGGGCGCCGCUGCGACGGCCGCACGAGGCCAUGGGACUCCACAGAGUGGUGGUGGGCCAGGCCAGCGCGGGGAACUGCCCUCACUCACAGACACGUUUGAGCAGGUGAUAGAGGAGCUGCUGGAGGUGGAGGGAGAUGCGGCACAGCUGGGACAGGGGGCUGAUAAGACCCAGGAAGGUGGGGGCCCAUCCUCUGUGGUCACCACGGAGACCAAGGAUGUCGACCUGUACGACUCGCGGGUGAUGAUCAGCAACCAAGUGCCUUUGGAGCCGCCGUUGCUCUUUCUUCUGGAGGAAUACAAAAACUAUCUGGAUGCCGCUAAUAUGUCCAUGAGGGUGCGGCGACACUCCGAUCCCUCACGGCGUGGAGAGCUCAGUGUGUGUGACAGUAUUAGCCAGUGGGUGACAGCUGUGGAUAAAAAGACGGCAAUAGACAUGUCUGGGCUGACAGUUACCGUCAUGGAAAAGGUCCCUGUCCCCAAUGGCCAACUGAAGCAAUACUUUUAUGAGACCAAAUGCAACCCCAUGGGGUACACAAAGGAGGGCUGCAGAGGAAUAGACAAGCGGCAUUAUAAUUCCCAAUGCAGGACAACCCAGUCCUAUGUGCGAGCGCUCACCAUGGAUAGCAAAAAGAAGAUUGGCUGGCGGUUUAUAAGGAUAGACACUUCAUGUGUAUGCACAUUGACCAUUAAAAGAGGGAGAUAG